Molecule: messenger RNA, 2121 nt
Organism: Schizosaccharomyces cryophilus OY26
Lineage: Eukaryota; Fungi; Ascomycota; Schizosaccharomycetes; Schizosaccharomycetales; Schizosaccharomycetaceae
Product: ubiquitin-like conjugating enzyme Atg7
Exons: 7
Coding region: 48-2003 (651 amino acids)
Biological process (GO): autophagy of mitochondrion; piecemeal microautophagy of the nucleus; protein modification by small protein conjugation
Cellular component (GO): cytoplasm; phagophore assembly site
Molecular function (GO): Atg8 activating enzyme activity; Atg12 activating enzyme activity
Source: RefSeq, a predicted model, not a curated record
CAAACAAUUACUUGCAAGUGCACAUAUCCAAGGUAUAGAAAAACACAAUGGAAAUGCUCAUUGGAAGAGCAUUGCAAUUCCAAUCCUUCCAUUCUUCAGUAGAUGCCAUCUUUUGGCACCAGUUGAGCAGUUACAAAGUUGAACAACAGAAAUUGGACGCGUCGCCGGUUGUUAUUCAUGGACGAUUCAACACAUACUCACGAAGCGCAAUUUCCAUUGUAUUUGGUAAAGCACCGGAAAACAGCUCGAUCAAAGAAUGUAUUGCUGAAGGUACUUUAAUCAAUGCUAAUACUCAACAAGAGUUUGUGGAGGCAAAUGUUAAAGAAAUACGUGAAAGUAUGGGAAAAAAGUUACUGGAGUCAAUUGAAAAGGAUACGGUAGCCGAAAAGCCAAACGAGUUGAUUCAGUUUUUACUUUUUUCAUAUGCAGACAUAAAAUCCUAUCGUUAUCAUUAUUGGUGCCUUUUUCCAUCUUUAAAAAAUACAUCUCUCUGGAUCGUCAAGGGUUCGCAGCCUGCAGAAUCCGUCAUUCCUUCAAAUAUCAUCUCGCCUAAAAUUCUAGAGUUUUGGAAAACCUCGGAUUUUACACAAAGAUCUUUUUUUAUUGUUGCAAAGAACGAGAAUGGCCGAUGGCUUGUACUUCCUUUGAAAGAGUUGCCAAGGUGCCUUAACAAUAGAUUGGAUUAUUUUAUUUUCGUUGUAGACUCGUUUCAAUUACAAGAAUAUCCUUCCUGGCCUACGCGAAAUCUCCUUGCUUAUCUUUCAAUUAAAUUCAAUCUGGAGAAAACGAGAAUAAUUAUGUAUCGAGAUGGUGUGAAUUCGGAUAGUUUGUCCAGAAGUAUAUACUUAGAUUUAGUCAGUCAAAAGAACCAGGAUUCCUCUCAACCUUUAUCUACUGUAGGUUGGGAACGAAAUGGCAAAGGUCAGUUAGGUCCUAGGGUAGUAAACUUGUCCUCUUUAAUUGACCCGGUCUUACUUUCCGAGUCCGCUUCGAUGCUCAACUUGAGCUUAAUGCGAUGGAGGCUCGUACCACAGCUUAACCUUGGUAUAAUUCAAAAUACCAAAUGUCUUCUCCUUGGUGCUGGAACUUUGGGUUGUGGUGUAGCUAGGAACCUUGUGUCUUGGGGUGUGCGUCACAUUACUUUUGUUGACUACUCGAACGUAGCUUAUUCCAACCCUGUAAGACAAUCAUUGUUCACUUUUGAAGAUUGUAAAAGAAAACACCCUAAAGCUCAAUGUGCAGCCUCUAGGUUAAAGGAAAUUUACCCAAAAAUGUUUUCUGAAGGCCAUUCAAUAAGUAUUCCGAUGUUAGGACAUCCAAUAUACAAGUCUGAAGUUGAGAGAACCAAGAGAGAUUAUCAGACCUUAGAAAAUCUUUUUUUAAGCCACGAUGCCAUCUUCUUAUUGACAGAUACCAGAGAAUCGCGCUGGCUUCCGACAGUUAUGGCUACAUCAUUGAACAAAAUCUUAAUUAACUCGGCACUUGGUUUUGAUAGCUGGCUUGUUAUGAGACAUGGAAGUUUGUCUCAAGGAGAGAAUCGUCUUGGCUGCUACUUUUGCAAUGAUGUUUUUGCUCCUUCCAAUUCUGUGAUUGACAGAACUUUAGAUCAAACAUGUACAGUAACACGUGCAGGAUGCACCAAUAUUGCAACUGCAAUAGCAGUGGAAUUAUUUGUUAGCCUUCUGCAACAUCCAGAUGGGAUUGGUGCCCCAGUAUGCAACAAAGACGCUACGGUUCUGGGUGAAUUACCUCAUCAAAUUCGUGGUUUUUUACAUGAUUAUAGUUUAUUUAAAAUAUCUGGAAAGGCUUACCAACAAUGUUCCGCUUGCAGCGAGUGCAUUAUCAACGAAUGGAAGAAGCGAAAGUGGGAUUUUGUUUUGCAAGCAAUUAAUGAUUCCGAUUAUGUGGAAGAGUUAUGUGGCCUGCGGCUGGUACAGCAGCUUGGCGAAAGAGCAGGAGCCAUGGAGGAAUGGGAUAGUGACAACGAAAGUAUUCUGGCAUAAGAGUAUGAUAUUAUGAUAACCUUUUUAACGAUUCUUUUUAAUGUAAUCUGAAGCAAAAUGUGAACAAGUUCUUAAUAUACAGAUCAUUAUAACACUAAUUAAAUUAAUAUUAGCAACA